AAAUGCUUUUGAUGCAUAAAAAUGGGGUUUUAUUAUGCCACCAUGUUAGCUUUCCCAUCCAUCAUUUAAGAAUUUGAGGUUUCCCACCAAAUCAUCGUUGAUCACUGAGAAAAAUCCUACAUUAACAAAUUGAAUGGCUGCUGAUACACGUUACCUCACUCACACUCUACUCUUUGAGUCUCACUCCCCAUUCAUCCGUCCUGUAAAUGAAAAUGAAACCCAGUUGGAGAAAGCUUGCUUUGGCACUGAAGUAAUGGAUAAUGAUGAUGGUGAUGACGAUAUGGGUCAUGUGGAGGAUGUGAAAGCUGAACAAGCAAUGUGUGAGCUUGAUAUGGAAAUUGUGCUUGAUAGUGAAGAUGAAGGAAGUUGUAGAACCGAGACUAUAACUCUCUUUAAUUGUAGAAAGAUCACUGGUGGAAGUGAAAAGAAUGUGUCAAAGAAGAGGGAAGGGCAAAGCCCUUGUUUAGAUGUUGAUUCAAUUGACAAACAACUCAGUGCAGGGACGAAAAGAUCUUCCAGGGAUCAUGAUAGAAGUGAUGAGACAAAGGAUGUGCCUCAAUUGUCUAUAGGUGAUCAUGAGAUUAGAAGGUUGGAAUAUGUCGAUUCUCAGGAACCUGGAGAUUCGUCCCAAGCUAUUGCACUUUGCUUCGUCGAUAACUUUUUGAGCUUUAAUAGUGUGGAUUUGUGUCAAGGAGUUGAAGAGAGAAGGAGGACUAAAUCGCCUUUUGUCUCCAGUGCAAAGGGAACUCGACAUUUGGCUAAGAUAAUCAAUCGGGGAUCUCCGGUCAAAGAAGUGGGAACCUUUGAAUGGUUUGAGAGUUGUCAUCAGGGAGAGACUGAUUCCUUUAGCAAGAGAAUGACAAGGUCUUCUGAAUUUGGAGACUUAAGCCAUCAAGAUCUUCACAAUAAAGGGCAAAGAAAUUUAAGCAAUGAGCAUGAAGAGGAGCAUGCACGCCGUCAUUCACUUUCAGGGUUCAAGGAUCAGGGUUUGAAAGCCAGUAUCGGGAUAGAAAAAGAAUCAGAAGGGAAUAUGGUAAAUGGAUCUUUUAAGGAGGUGGACGAACUCAUGCAGACAAAAUCAUCAUCAGAAAAGUUUGAAGCUAGUGGUACUGCAAGAGACAUACCAGACAUGUUUGAUGUUGGCUUUAGCACCCAAAUAGCUGCAGAAGCGAUGGAAGCUCUAUGUUACGGCCUCCCUCCCAGUUGUAAAGCUUGUGAUACAUGUGAAGCUGUAGAGGGUGCCCUCACAGAUCUUCUGGAAGGUGAAGCAAUGAGUAGAACCCAUUUUGUGCAUCAUUCCCUUCAAAAGGUUGCUGCUUGUAAGAUAGGAGAAGUUGGAAAAGAGUCAAUUCGAAGAAAGCGUUCUGCUAGAAGAUAUAACAAGAAUAUUUCUAGUUCAUCAUGGAAUUGUAACUAUCAGGAGUUGAGUCACAAACUAAAACCCGAAACAUCUAAGAGCAAGCAAUCAAAGUCGGAUGAAUCUGUGAGCCAGAACAACCUAGAAAACUGUGAGACUUAUGCGACUGCAUUCAUUCCUGAUGUGCAGAACUUGUGCAGGAAACAAUUGUCACAGGAGGAACCUAUCGUUCAUCAAACUAGGCACUGCAAGGGAGGAGCUAAUGUAAAAAAGAUUAAGGAUCAAGUGGAUAAACCAAGAGUAAUGACCAAUAAUGUUAAGGAGGGAAGUAUGCUAACAUAUAAGAGAAAGAGGAAGAGCGUGGUUGCUGAUCCACCUAAGUUAUUGAGUGGCAAGCAGAAAUGCACCAAGCUGCAUUCAUAUGCCUCUGCUGAAAAUCUUGACGGCAAAUUGAGUGAACAACGUAGUCCACAAGAAGCUGCUAUAGCCAGAUAUUUGAGAUUAGAUACAUGGAACUGUCCCAAAGGCAAAAGAACACAACGGAAAGUGCCGAUCCAUUCCAGUGGAAAGAGUAAUAUGCAUGCUUCAUUCACUAGUGUUGGUGCAGAAGAACACAAACUGGAUCCUGUCAGAAAUAAAAAAAUGCCAGAAGAUGAUGAAACCAAUUCUAGUAACUUCAACAUGAAAGGACGAAUGUGUACUUCCCUCUCUUGGCCUUCUUUAGAAAGUAAUUCUGAUGAAAGUUUAUCAAGACAGAACUGUAAAGAACAAGUUUCAGGCGUUACUACAAACAGUGAUCUAGCAGUCCCCAACAUAAGAGAAAGUGCUUGGGACUUGGAUAGAGUCAAUGCCGCCCAAACUGGGAAGCCAUAUUAUGUGGAUUCUACAUCAAUCAUCAAUGGUUUAAAGAACCAUAAUUUUGGAGAACCACUGAGAAAUACUAUUGAACCCUCUGGUAAGGAGUGCAUCACUACACUUAGUUGCAAAAAAAGUGUGAAUGAGGCAUCACUCAACAACAGACCCUACGUAUAUCACAGGAAACCUUGCAACAAAAACCUACCAAAACCAUCACUUUUGAAAGAGCUUAUUGGGUUAGGUGUUCCUAAGUUAAUGUCUGAUUCUACCCACAGAGGCUUCAGAGCACGAAAAGAGCUGGCAUAUAUUCGAGUCCUGUUUAGCCAGCAUUUGGAUGAUGAUGUAGUCAAGCAGCAGAAAAAGAUUGCUGCACGACUGGGUAUUUCUAUCACAUCAUGUUCUUUAGAUGCCACACAUUUCAUAGCAGACAAAUUUGUGCGUACGAGGAACAUGUUGGAAGCCAUUGCUCUUGGAAAAUCAGUGGUGACUCAUCUAUGGCUUGAUAGCUGUGGGCAGGCAAGUUGCUUACUAGAUGAGAGAAAUUACAUCCUGAGGGACUCCAAAAGGGAAAAGGAAAUUGGUUUUAAUAUGGCUGUUUCAUUGGCUCGAGCAAGACGGUAUCCACUUCUAAAGGACAGAAGAGUCUGCAUCACCCAAACUGUUAAACCUAACAAAGAGAUGAUUGCUAGCUUGGCCAAAGCAGUUGGAGGUGAGGUAGUUGAAGCAAAAGAUCAAAAGAUCCCAGAUGAUCUCUUGAUUCUUUCCUGUGAACAAGAUCUGGCAAUCUGUAAACCUUUGCUUGAGAAAGGAGCAACAGUGUAUAGUUCAGAGCUUCUGUUAAACGGGAUUGUCAUCCAAAAAUUGGAAUAUCAGAGGCAUCAACUCUUCUGAGAGAGGAAUAGACAUGAUCAAAGCUCAAGGAAACAUUGAUUUGUGCACUUGUAGACAAGAAGGGCGGGGUCCUAAUUUGUACAGUCAGGUUAAAAUGUCAAAUACAUGGGGGCCACUGUGAUGUUAGAACUCGUAGACUUUAAAACCCAUUUUGCUCAGUGAGAAUGCUAUCACAUUAUGGAAAUUUGUAAAAGACAUGCCGCAUUUGAUAAAAUAUUGGACGGUCAUGAUUGGUUAA
Molecule: messenger RNA, 3341 nt
Organism: Gossypium arboreum
Lineage: Eukaryota; Viridiplantae; Streptophyta; Magnoliopsida; Malvales; Malvaceae
Exons: 8
Coding region: 134-3103 (989 amino acids)
Source: RefSeq, a predicted model, not a curated record